UGCCGUGCCGCCGAGCGCGUCAAUAGUCCGAGCGCAUCGUUGUUCACCAUGAACCUGUUUCUACUUGUCGUGUUAUUAAUGUACAUCGCCUCGGCCGCCGCCGAGUCGUGCAUCGUUCAGCAGAAGAAGGAGCAGCCGAAUAUUCGGGUGGUCGAGUUAGACGACGAUUCAAGCAGCGAGUCCAGCGAACAGGAAAUCCUGGCCCUCCACCUGCCCGACCGGCGAAGAAGAGAAAUCGAUAGCCAGAGGAGGAACGGUUCCUGCAGAAAGGACGACGAUUGCGGCCCGGGGGCAAUCUGUCUCGCGCCUUUUCCAGUCUGCGUGAAGGGAAAGUGGCGGACCAUAGAGCCCCUGGAGACGCGCACUGCCAAUUAAAAAUACCAGGGAGACGAUCACGACAACUGGGGCUCCCGCCGACACGUGUGACGACACGACGAGAACAAAAGUGCGCCGAUAAAAUUCGCGCGGGGGAGCAACGCCGCGCCCUUUGGCGAAUAAUAUCAGCGUGUCCGCGAAUCAAUCGGACGAUUGAUUCCCCAUCAUCGCCCAUAUCCAUCCAGCCGGAUGGAUAUCUCUGUUUGCUUAUCUGUAUUUCGUAGGCCGAUGAAAUUUCCACCGCGCCGCGCGUCCGUCCCAUUGUCGGCGCAUGAAUAUAACAUAAACCCAAAAUAUCGAGCACGCGUUUAAUGGCGGCGGCGAGCGCGCCGUAGUAAAGCGGUUAAGUUACAUUUUACACGCGGAUUCGGAACGUCAGCGGACAGGGAUACGAGCGACGUAAAAGCCGGCCGCGGAAAAACAAACAGUAUCGCCGCGCGCUAACAUAUGGCGCCGUGCGAUCGGGGCUCAUUAACGGCGACGGAAACGUAGGAAUAGCGGGCGUGGAGAGAGAGAGGGAGAGAGAGGGAGAGAGAGAGAGAGAGAGAGAGAGAGAGAGAGAGGAGAUCGUAAGAAAGGAGGGUUACAGAGCGUUCUUCUCUCCUCUCCUCUUUUCUCCUCUCCUCUCCUCUCCUCUCCUCUCCUCUCCUCGCCUCUCCUCUCCUCUCCUCUCCUCUCCUCCCGCCGUCGUAAAUUUAGUGAGAGAACAACUGUGCUUUCGCCUGCGAGAGAGCUCCGCUCUCGCAACCCCGCCGCAACCGCAACCCCGACGCGGCCGGCCGAGCGACGUGUUGCGCCGUCGAAAAACUUUGCUGCUCAUAGAUUUACACUCAAAAUCAAUUAGCGCGGUAAUUGACGAGCGCGGGCGGGCGAGCGAGCCGUGCGACGCGCUCCGCUCCGAGCGUCGCUCGAGCGGAGCCGUGACUAUCGGAUAUCGGCGAAAUAUCGCACAGGGAAAGAGGGUUAAUCGUCUCGAUUAUCACUUGGUAAAUUCCCGUCGACGCCGAGAGACUCUUUCCGUGUAAGCGUAACAAACUUGUCGCCGUCGCCGUCGCAAGUGCUAAUUGACGCCGAGCGACGUUUACGGCUGGUGAUUUGUAAAAUAUCGUCACCGCUGCACACCGUGCAGUCCGCGGUCCGCGGAGAACGUCGGUAAUUGUUAAAUAAAUAUCGUGCGCUUUAUAAUGCACCGCUUUUAACAGACGACAUGUCCGUUCAUUUCGCUCGGCCAUUAUCGGCGGGUAAUUGCGAUUUUUUAUUGAAUAUGGAUCGAAUCAGCGAGCGAAUCAAGCGUUUUUGUUACGUUUUAUUACAUUCGAUAUGAAAUCUAAAGGGCGCGAGAGGGGGUGAAAUAUUUCAGUGAUAUAGACAUAUUUUUCCAAUCUCCUGAUGAUGCAAAUGGCUUAAUCGAUUAUUCAGCGGUUGGUUGGCACGCCAUUUGCGUAGCGCGUUUCGAAUAAAAGUUACGUCCAAUAAUGCACGAAGGAUCAAGUACUCGUCGGUCAGAGAGGAAUUAUUGGCCUCAACGAGUAUCCCAGUCUGUGUCUCGUAAAACCUCGCGAAACUCGGCGACGGCAGCGGCGGCGGCGGCGGCGGCGGCGGCGGCGCGAAAAGAUUUACGAUUCCAGCAAGAGGAACGUAACAUCCGUAAUAUCCUUUCUUCGCGGAGAGACGGACGGUGAUUUUUCAUGCGGGCCAUUCUUCUCUCGUCACACGCGGCUUUUGGUUUAAUUUUAUUUUAAUACGGAAAAAAUGGAUCCCUCGAAACGCGGCUCCGUCCGCGUCGGGCUCCCGUUCUCUCCGGAGGAGGAUCGCGGAGGGAGGAACGGUCGUAAAUAUUUGCGCAACUCAUCGGCGGCGUCUGGCGGCACGCGCGACCAAAUUUCGGCCACGUCAAAAUAUUUAAAGUCGCGGGACGCAAUUAGCAAAGGCCGCCUCCGCUCGUUUAAUCGGCGCCGCCCAGCGAUCGUCGUUCAUUUUCUGCUCGUGAAAGCUUUUCGAGACAAUUUCUUUCUUCUUCCGUACUUUCUUCUUCCUACGCUGCUGCGCCUCAACGCGCUCUUUGUGUCUCGUACAUUUCAUCAGAUUUAACUUGAGAAACCUCAACUGAUCCGUUCCAGCCUUGUUCUCGUCUGUACUGUUGUUUAUGUUAUCGCAAGCAUUUCGAGGUGGGUGCUUUUCGACACUUGGCAAUUAGCUGACACAUAUAAUAACGAUAAUAAUAACUUUAUG
Molecule: messenger RNA, 2607 nt
Organism: Harpegnathos saltator (Jerdon's jumping ant)
Lineage: Eukaryota; Metazoa; Arthropoda; Insecta; Hymenoptera; Formicidae
Exons: 4
Coding region: 49-375 (108 amino acids)
Source: RefSeq, a predicted model, not a curated record